Molecule: messenger RNA, 1115 nt
Organism: Syngnathus typhle (broad-nosed pipefish)
Lineage: Eukaryota; Metazoa; Chordata; Actinopteri; Syngnathiformes; Syngnathidae
Product: claudin-14-like
Exons: 2
Coding region: 1-744 (247 amino acids)
Biological process (GO): cell adhesion; bicellular tight junction assembly
Cellular component (GO): bicellular tight junction; plasma membrane
Molecular function (GO): structural molecule activity
Source: RefSeq, a predicted model, not a curated record
AUGGCCAGCACUGCAGUUCAGCUCCUCGGUUUCUUCUUGAGCCUGCUGGGGUUCGUGGGAACUGUAGCCGCCACUGUGCUCCCACACUGGCGCAGCUCAGCCUACGUCGGUUCGAACAUCAUCACGGCCACCGCUUACAUGAAAGGCCUGUGGAUGGAAUGUGUCUGGCACAGCACGGGCAUUUAUCAGUGUGAGCUGUACAGAUCUUUAUUGGCGUUGCCGCAGGACAUGCAGGCUGCCCGUGCACUCAUGGUGCUCUCCUGUGUCACCUCCAUCCUGGCGAUUGUGGUUUCUGUGAUGGGGAUGAAGUGCACCUACUUUGCCCACGGCUCAUUAAUCAAGCCCCCCCUGGUCAUGAGCGGAGGGAUAUGUUUUCUCUGUGCCGGUUUACUCUGCUUGACCACAGUGUCCUGGACCACUAAUGACAUCAUCGUCGAUUUCUAUGAUCCCUUCCCUCACAACGGCAUGAAGUACGAGAUCGGCCUGGCGGUGUAUCUUGGUUACGCGUCGAGCUGUCUCAGUUUGUGCGGAGGACUGGUACUGUGUUGGAGCAGCAGAGGUGAGCGGUCGCAGAGACGUCCCCAAAUGCACAGGGGUCGGUCUUCGGCUCCUCCUCCUCCGUACAUCAACAACAGCUACCCGCCGGCUCCUCCGUAUAAUCCUCCAGAGGCCUUGAAGGGCAAUCGCGCAUCCUCGCUUUGGUCGGCCUCCAACAGUGGCUACAGACUGAAUAAUUAUGUCUAAAGUCUGUGCGGAAAUGUUCUCUUAACACCUGAGCGAUGCGUGGAACUGAAAUACCAUAUGCCAAGACAGUCAAGUGAACUUUUCUGACCUCACACAGGAAUCCAUCACACUGCAAUGUGGAAAGAGUACCACAAGAGGGCGACAUUUAUUAGUAGAUGGAAACAGUGGCAACAGCUAAGGCCGCUUUAACAGUACAGUACGGUUACAAAAGAUCACUUUUUGUCGAAUUUAUAUUGGAAUACUACCCGAAUGACAAUGCAAAUACAUACUCGAUAAUAGUGUUAGUUUUAGAAAUAAUUUGUACCUCGGUAAAAUCAAGAAAAUCAAUCAAGUAUGAUUUGUUUGGGUGGCACCACAUCAAUGGACCAUAA